Messenger RNA from Ogataea parapolymorpha DL-1, 1116 nucleotides. Its product is annotated as tRNA pseudouridine synthase 4. The coding region runs from base 1 to 1116 and encodes 371 amino acids. Lineage: Eukaryota; Fungi; Ascomycota; Pichiomycetes; Pichiales; Pichiaceae. The transcript has a single exon. Gene Ontology annotation, biological process: mRNA pseudouridine synthesis; tRNA modification. Gene Ontology annotation, cellular component: mitochondrion. Gene Ontology annotation, molecular function: RNA binding; pseudouridine synthase activity. The record is from RefSeq and is a predicted model, not a curated record.
AUGUAUCGUCGUACCCUUAUGGACGGAAUAUUUGCAAUAAACAAACCUUCAGGGGUCACCUCCAGCAACUUUCUUACUCGUGUGAACAAGAUAUUUAAUGAGUCUGAGGUUUUCAAGCCCGCACUUGAUGAAAUCAAAAAAGAGCUCCAUAGAACUCAGCCUAAGGGUUAUAAGAAAAAGCUUCGCCAACUUAAAGUGAAAAUGGGCCACGGUGGUACUUUGGACCCUCUAGCGUCCGGAGUACUGAUUGUUGGUGUUGGAUCUGGUACUAAGAAGCUGGGAGGCUACUUGAAUGGCUCUGUCAAAGUUUAUGAAGCGGAAGCACUCUUUGGCGGAUCGACAACAACUGGAGACUCCGAAGGACAAUUGUUGACAAUUAGCGGAGUAGAUCAUAUCACAAAAGAGAAAGUGGAAUUGUUGAAGAAGAUGUUUGUUGGUCAUUUACAGCAGACUCCGCCAAUUUUCAGUGCAUUAAAAAUGGAAGGAAUGCCGCUCUAUGAGUAUGCGAGACGCGGUCUACCUCUUCCCCGCAAGAUCGAGCCAAGAGAAGUUCAGGUGUAUGAGCUUGAUUUGAAAGAUGACUGUCUCAGCACAGACCAUCCAUAUGAAUUUCUCAAGAGUGAGGUCGACGAAGACGGAACGGCACUUGUUGACAAGCUGAGCGGAAAUCCAACAUUGAAUGAUCACAAAGUGUCUUUUUCAAAAGAGUACAUGGAACUAUGUGAUCACGAUGAAUCAUUGAGUCGCGAAUGUGAGCCUUUGAGAACCGUGAAGGAGUUCCCUGAUGGAUUUAAAGCACCACUGCUUCAUUUCACAUCUAAGGUUUCCUCGGGAACAUAUAUAAGGUCUUUGAUCAGUGAUAUGGGGCGUGCUGUUGGCUCGUCAGCGUACAUGGUGAAGCUUAUUCGUCGGAAUCAAGCCGAAUGGGACUUGGAAAAAAAUGUCUUUGAUAUAGAGGAUUUUGAGCAAGAUGCCAAAAUUUGGGGCCCCGUGCUCGGCAAAGUCUUCAAAGAAGGGGCUUCUGUGAAUGUGAAGGAAGAGCUCGCGGCACUAGGCAUGGAUAGAAAACUUCAAGAGCACGAACAGGAAUCCAAACGUGUCAAGGUGGAAGAUUAG